GCUGCGUCUACCGGGUGCCGCACAGUCAACGUCUCUGCGUGCUCACGCGUUUUGUCGGAUCUGCUACCCUUAAUCCUUAUCCUAAAUUGUAGGAACGGCGACACGUUUGGUUCCCCCAAUUCGGUGGAAUACGUUUUUAAGGCAGCUCGCAUCAGCAUCACUAGAGUCGACGAUGGCGGCGGUUGACAGCUUUCAGCUUCUUUAUGGAGAAAUUUCUCGAUCGUGCAAUCCUUACAUUGAAACGCUGGCCUUGGUCGGUGCUUUGUACGCGGCCAGGAGGGCAGUGAUCCUGCUGGGCGGCUGCUGCAAGUUGGUCCGGGUGCACUUCCUGCCAAGACUUAUCCCGAGUAAGAAGCUCACGCAAAGAUUUGGAGACUGGGCUGUGGUUUAUGGUGCAGCAGAGCCUGUAGCCAAAGCCUAUGUAGAGGAGCUGGCCAGGCAUGGAGUCAGCAUUAUCUUUGUCUCUCAGGACCUCGCCUCUGUCAGAGACACGGCUGCUACCCUCUCCCAAAGCUACGGAGUGGAAACUCUCGUAGUCCCGGCUGACUUCUCUCUGAACCAGGCCGCCGGCAACCCCAUCAAAGAAGCCAUGAAGGGCAAAGAUAUCGGCUUCCUGGUGAACUGUGUGGAGUCCGGGGCUUCCCCUCAGAGCCUGAUGGAAAUACCCGAGCAGAGCCUGUUGGAUUUGGUGAAUAGGAACGUCGCGGUCGCCACUCUGAUGACCCGGUUGGUGCUGCCGGGCAUGCUGGAGCGCAGCCGAGGCGCUGUGGUCAACAUCUCAUCGGGGGCUUGCGCCAGACCGCUGCCUGGAAGAGUGACCCUCACUGCCGCCACCGGCUACAUGGAUCAUUUCUCCAGAGCUCUUCACCUCGAGUACAGCGGCAACGGGAUCUUUGUCCAAAGCCUGACUCCUUUCCAGAUCGCCUCGAGUAAGCGGCAACCAUUCUCAUCGACGCCGUCAUCGAGGCCGGGCUUGUUUGUACCGAAGCCGGAGGUGUACGCCCGCCACGCCGUGUCUACCCUGGGGGUCUCUAAUCGGACCACCGGCUACUGGCCUCACACACUGCAGUAUGGACUGAUGACACUUAUUCCAGAGUGGAUUUGGGUUCUCGGCUCGCGGAUGCUCGUCGGUUCUGAGCUCACCUCUCCUCACGAAAGACUUCACCCAGAGACUGUUACUGGAGUCAUGUAGAGUUUUAGUUUCUUAAGCCAUUCGGGUUAAAUGUGUUACACCUUCAGGCUCCGUGGAGGUCGGUAGUUAGGAUAUUUUUAUUUAUUUAUUUGAUGUCAAUUUCAAGGAAAGCUGCAGUGGAGUUUGCCUGAAAUAGUGAAUCAAUAUUCAUUUAUUAAUCCUGUAUUCGUGUAUGCUCUGACAAAUCUGUGGCAUCUUAAAUGGUCUCUACAUAUCUUAGUGAAGGCCAGACAUGAGGCUGGAAACCGGGUUUGAGUUUGGAUUGUAAACAACAAUAUAAUCAACAUAACUGACUUCAUUUUGUUUGGUGCUUGGACUUAAACAUCAGCCUCCAUGUAGUUUCAACACUUUAAACUGUUGGAUAACAAAAUAUUUCAAACCAACAUGGACCAUAAAGGCCAGGUAAAUAUGAAACUAUUAUAUUUUUCUAUGUAUUUAAAAAACACCAGUGGGUCAUAAUUAAUGAGUGAGGGGGAUUAUUUUUCUCGGAGUCUAUACAUUAGUUUCAGGGUCACAUCAUACUCAUUGUUUAUUUAAAGAGACAGAUGUAUUUCAUAAUGUGGAACAAGUUGACAAAAUGUACUUUUUGUAAGAAAAGCUGCAUUACGCAAUAUAACCGAAUCUAAAGGUAAGAAACGUGUUAACUAAAUUAUUUGUUAUUACUUAUUUGGCUUCUUGGUAGGAUCGAAGGCUCUGAGUUCAGAUACAACCUGUGUGUGUGUGUGUGUGUUUCAAGAUAAGUAUUUAUAUUAAAGGCGUAUGACGAGAUUCCGAUAUCGUGCAGAGAGGUUGCUAACGCAUACAAUACAACGUAUACAAUGUUGAAUUAAUUAUGAUACGUGUCGUCAUUGCACCUAAUUAGAACAAUAAAACUCUUUUCUCCGUU
Pseudoliparis swirei is the source of this 2078-nucleotide messenger RNA. RefSeq names its product hydroxysteroid dehydrogenase like 1 (gene hsdl1). Gene Ontology annotation, cellular component: mitochondrion. NCBI's taxonomy places the organism in Eukaryota, Metazoa, Chordata, Actinopteri, Perciformes, Liparidae. The transcript has 5 exons. The record is from RefSeq and is a predicted model, not a curated record. Bases 173 to 1192 code for a protein of 339 amino acids.